ACCCUCACCAACUGGAGACUUGUAUCCUGGCUUGUUGCUGCUGACAGGCUGAUGCAGCUAUGGUGACUGGACUAUCAUACAACUGAUGCUUUUCUUACUACAAGAAGACGCUGAUAUUGCUCAUGCUGAAAAUGGAGAAAUAAAGAAAUAUUAUAACCUGACAGGAAUAGCCUGUGUUUCUUGUAGUCAUUUGUUAAACAGAUGAACAAGUGGAUUAGUCUCCAGCGUCGGCAAUGAAGCUAAAACUGAGUAUGUUAUCUGUCUUUGUUGCUGUGGUCGGCAUAUUAAGUUUCAUAUCAUUAGUUGUUGCUAUUGGAACUGAUUUUUGGUAUAUUAUUGAUGCCUCCAGACUGGAAAAGAUCACCAAUUUCUCUGAUCCAUUAAGUUCCCAUUCAGGACUUUGGAGGAUGUGUAAAUUUAAGAACAAGUGUCUCCCUCUGAUAAAUCCCUUUCGACUUGGGAACCUAAACUUCACCGAUUCUCAGAAACAGCUUUUGACAUGUUUGAAGAGAUUGGCCAAAAUGACAAAUGGAUCUGAUGAAGGGGAAGGACUUUCUCGUCAUUCAGGUAUGCAUGGAACGCUUGUGAUUUUACUACCGCUUAGCUUAAUCUUGAUGAUAUUUGGAGGAAUGACGGGGUUUGUUAGUAUCCUGGCAAGAGCUUAUCUACUUCUGCUUUUGACUGGAAUGCUUUUCUUGUUUGGAGCACUAGUAACAUUAACAGGAAUCAGCAUCUACAUUGCCUACUCAGCUGCUGCGUUUAAGGAUGCCGUUUGCAUUUUAGGGAAUAAAAUUCUGGAAGAUAUUGACAUACGAUUUGGCUGGUCCUUGGCUCUGGCUUGGAUAUCAUUUAUCACGGAACUUCUCACAGGGAUGGCUUUCCUGGUGGCUGCCCGAGUGACUGGGUUGAAAAGAAGACGGGAACAAGUUAUAUAAAAGAAAUACGGAACCAGACUACAUAGUGGAUUAAAAAUCUGAUCUUUUUGCCGCUAAAGUGGUAGAAUGUGCAUUGUAGUUCCUGUUGGCCACUAUUGGUGGUAUAAAACAAUUUUGACAAGAAUUUUAACAUAAAGAUUGUUUCAUCCAGCUAUGUUUAUGUCUGCCACUGCAGUUUUUGCAUGUGAGCUUUCUACGUUCAGCCAAUUCCAUUUCCCCCAUUCAAACACAUUAACAUUUUACUUUGAAUUGGUUGACAUUUUCUUUUGCCAAAUGUCAUACAGUUUUUUUUUGUAUGGGAGCCUUUUGUGUAGUCUGCUGUAUAUUGUACCUUGUAAAUAAUAAAUAAAAGGGUUAAUAUAAUUAAAAAGGUUAUAUGCAUCUGAAAAGGACAGUCUCUUUUCAAAUGCAUUAAAGGCAAACAAUCCUUAGAAUGGUCACAUAUAGGAAGAUUCUGACUGUAUCAUGGGGACAUGGGGAAAAUGUUUGGGAAUAACUGUAAAUAAUGGGGAAACUGGGAAAAAUUGGACUGGAAAAAUGAUUAUUUUUUAAUGAAUUCACCAAAUCUGUUUCUGUGUUUGUGUUAUGUGCUAGUAGGGUCAUGUGAGUUGGAAUAAAUAGUUCAAGGGAGGCCCACUUGCACACAGAUUGAUACCCUUAUGUGGGGAGGGCAGAAAAGACUUUGGGGAAGAUUUACUAAAGGGCGAAUUGUCGCCAGCGACCACUUCGCACCCACCGCUACACUUUGCCAGGCACAAAUGCGCUUAGACUACACUAAUUCACUAAAAUGCGGAGUUUCGAUCUGGGCACAGAAUGCUAUCGACUUUUUGCUAGCGUUACUUCGGCAAUGCGAGCAUUUGAUAGUGAAGAUGCGCUAGCGUUCAUUUCUG
Xenopus laevis (African clawed frog) is the source of this 1825-nucleotide messenger RNA. RefSeq names its product transmembrane protein 114 L homeolog (gene tmem114.L). The coding region runs from base 234 to 935 and encodes 233 amino acids. The transcript is spliced from 5 exons. Gene Ontology annotation, cellular component: apical plasma membrane; membrane. Lineage: Eukaryota; Metazoa; Chordata; Amphibia; Anura; Pipidae. The record is from RefSeq and is a predicted model, not a curated record.